Messenger RNA from Peronospora farinosa, 1572 nucleotides. The record is from the annotation of a GenBank genome assembly. NCBI's taxonomy places the organism in Eukaryota, Oomycota, Peronosporomycetes, Peronosporales, Peronosporaceae.
AUGGUGCAACAUCCAACGCUUCUUUCCAAAACGAACGCAUCUUACGGCGCCGUAUCAACCGACACACAACCAAAGAAUUUUGUACCCAGCCCUCGUCGUCGCCUUACUCAAUGGUACAUCAAUAUGGUGCUCAUCAACUUUGUCGAAUUUGCGGCUGAAUCCUCGCGUGGUGUGGUAUUGGCUACACUUUUUCUCUACACCAAGUCACUGGGUGGAGAUUUGGCCUUCAUGGGUCUAUUGACGUCACUCUUUUCAGUAGGAAGACUCAUUUCGUCCACGAUCUUUGGCUGGAUGUGCGACCGCUACUCGUUUCGCUCGGUCUAUCUCGUGUCGUCGGGUAUCUGCCUGCUCGGCAAUCUCAUUUACCUUAUGGCAGACAUCUAUGUAACUGACAGCUUGAUGGUAUUGGCUGUAAGUCGCUUCAUCGUGGGCUUUGGAGCUGGCAACCGUAGUGUCUGUCGUGCCAACGUCGCAGCAAUGACUACCGUCCAUCAGCGCUUGCGGUAUCUAACAAUUCUGGCAACGGUCGUAUUCCUCGGCUAUGCGUUGACGCCAGGGCUCGGUAGUCUCGUAGCAGAAGUGGAUGUGCUCUUUUGUGGCAUGCACUUUAACAAGUUCACCUCGCCAGGCAUGAUCCUUGCGGUGUUCAAUUUGCUAACGAUUAUUGCCAUGCUGACCACAUAUGACUCGUCCAUUAGCAUCCACGAUGGCCCACUCGAGACCCCGAACACCGCUGCCACGAAAAAUACCUUGUCCAACUUAACAUCUAUGCCCGAACGGAUUGUGCACAUUGGUGCUCUAGUAUUCAUCUUCCUAAACUUCACUGCUCGUGGCAUCCUGUCGGUAUUUGAGACAGUGAACAUCCCACUGUUUCUUCGGGCGACAGGUAGCGAUCCUAACAGUGUCGCCGCUGUUGUGGACGCCUCCAAUUUUCAGUUUUGUUUGGGUCUACUGGGACUCGUUACGUACUUCUCCAUCGAAUACUUUCGCAAGUACAUCACGGACGUCAGUUGGGUGCAACUUGGAUUUGUGUUUUUGCUUUCUGGAAAUGUUUUACUGGUGGUGAUGUCUGCUUCCGUGACGUUUGGUCGUCUGGCAGUUGCGGAGCUUUUGGUGUGGAGCAUCGGCUGUCCGAUCACGACCGCGGUUGUAGUGGCUGCCUUCUCUAAACUUCUUGGUGGUCGGCCGCAGGGUACGCUUAUGGGUUUGCUUGGCUCUGCUGGUUCUGUUUCGCGCAUCCUUUUGCCGCUUUUGCCUGCGGCCAUUCCGACGCUGACUCCUGUCUUUCUGAUCAAUAUCACGCUGUGUGCACUUAGCAUUGCGCUGCUGUACUGGUAUAGCGGUGUGGUUUAUAGGACGAAGAUGGCGAUGCUUGCUGAUGUCGAGAACGCGUUUCGAAUCACAUCUCCCCCGAACGAUCUGCGUUCACCAUUGGGUUCCGAUAAGCGAACGGUUGUGCUACAUGGAGUUGAUUCGUGCUGUCUGCGAGCCGCUUUAUCGUGGGGUUUAAGGCUGGCAAUCGACCCACUGUCUUCGCUUGGCUCAGAUAAGGCAGAUUUCCUGGAUAAGUAA